AGACACAACAUGUUUUGUUUUGACGGUGUAGUUGCUGGUUAUUGUCACAAAUGAUCCCUAUUUUAAGUAUCUUAACUAAUAUGAGGUGGAUAGCAAGCUCGUUUUGCAGUUAAAUUGGAAGCGAACGCUGUAGCCGCCGGUGUUUAUGGUGGGAUGUCGGUUAGCCAAAUAAUGUAACUUUAAUCAGAUGGCGACUGGCUGCUUCACAUGGUGGAACAGUUACGUUAGUUAACAAUAAAGCACUGUGUCAACCUGAUUUGCAUUUGUUAGCUAUAGGGGUUUCUGAGAAUCAACGGAGAUGUACUGCUUGGUAUCCAACUUUUGCUGAUCAGGGUGUGAACGGGUAUCCUAGUACUUCUUAUGUCAGAGGAUUUCGGAGUGAGUUAGAAGAUUUUAUUUUAAAAGAAACGACUAUGGUCAUGCAAAAGAGUCAGGUACGUGCGCAGGCUUUUAGGCUACACUUUUGACUUUCUAGUGGCAACUACAAUCCCAGCUAUAAGCUGCCUGCCUCUUCUUUGUAGAGUUACUGUGACAAAUGCUGAUGUCAAAAUGGCUUUAUAAAUACAUUUCAUUGAUAGAGAGACAUCUGAGACAGCUCAGACUUGCUGGACACACCGUUCUCUGGCAUCAUUUACAAAAUAGUCUCUAACACUCUACUCAGUAAACCGUAUGUAGUCUAUCACAAGGCCAUCCGUUUUGUCACCAAAGCCCCAUAUACUACCCACCACUGCGACGUGUAUGCUCUAGUUGGCUGGCCCUCACUACAUAUUCGUCGCCAAACCCACUGGCUCCAGGUCAUCUAUAAGUCUUUGCUAGAGGAGCUAGAUGGCUUUCCAGUUAUUCUAGUAUGUGGUGCUAAGAAUGUUGGGAAGUCCACCUUCAACCGUCACUUCAUCAGUACCUUACUAAACCACACUGCAAGUGUAGAAUACCUGGAGUGUGACCUGGGCCAGACAGAGUUCACUCCCUCAGGUUGUCUCUCCCUGUCUACUGUUAGAGAGCCACUGCUGGGUCCCCCCCUCACACACCAGUGGGCCCCAGAGCACAUGAUCUUCUAAGAAGAUGGCACCGAAGAACAUGGCUGAUGUUUUACAUUCUCCCAACUAGAGGUCGACCGAUUAUGAUUUUUCAAUGCCGAUACCGAUUAUUGGAGGACCAAAAAAGCCGAUACCGAUUAAUCGGGCAAUUUUUUGGGGGACUAUUUUUUAAAUUUGUAAUAAUGACAAUUACAACAAUACUGAAUGAACACUUAUUUUAACUUAAUAUAAUACAACAAUAAAAUAAAUUUUGCCUCAAGUAAAUAAUGAAACAUGUUCAAUUUGGUUUAAAUAAUGCAAAAACAAAGUGUUGUAGAAGAAAGUAAAAGUGCAAUAUGUGCUAUGUAAGAAAGCUAACGUUUCAGUUCCUUGCUCAGAACAUGAGAACAUAUGAAAGCUGGUGGUUCCUUUAAACAUGAGUCUUCAAUAUAGGUUGUAGUUAUUAUAGGAAUUAUAGGAAUAUUUCCCUCUAUACCAUUUGUAUUUCAUUGACCUUUGACUAUUGGAUGUUCUUUUAGGCACUUUAUUAUUGCUAGUGUAACAGUAUAGCUUCCGUCCCUCUCCUCGCUCCUCCCUGGGCUCGAACCAGCAACACAACGACAACAGCCACCAUCGAAGCAGUGUUACCCAUGCAGAGCAAGGGGAACAACUACUAGAAGGCUCGGAGCGAGUGACGUUUGAAACGCUAUUAGCGCGCACUAACUAGCUAGCCAUUUAACUUCGGUUACACCAGCCUCAUCUCGGGAGUUAAUAGGCUUGAAGUCAUAAACAGCGCAAUGCUUGACGCAUAACGAAGAGCUGCUGGCAAAACGCACGAAAGUGCUGUUUGAAUGAAUGUUUACGUGCCUGCUUCUGCCUAACCACCGCUCAGUCAGAUACUUAGAUACUUGUAUGCUCAGUCAGAUUAUAUGCAACGCAGGACACUAGAUAAUAUCAUCAACCAUGUGUAGUUAACUAGUGAUUAUGAUUGAUUGCUUUUUAUAAGAUAAGUUUAAUGCUAGCUAGCAACUUACCUUGGAUUACUGCAUUCACAUAACAGGCAGUCUCCUUGUGGAGUGCAACGAGAGAGAGUCAGAUUGUUAUUGCAUUGGACUAGUUAACUGUAAGGUUGCAAGAUUGAAUCCUCCGAGCUGACAAGGUGAAAAUCUGUCGUUCUGCCCCUGAAGAAGGCAGUUAACCCACCGUUCCUAGGCCGUCAUUGAAAAUAAGAAUGUGUUCUUAACUGACUUGCCUAGUUAAAUAAAGGUUAAAAAUAUAUAUAAUUAAUCGGCGCCCAAAAAUACCGAUUUCCGACUUAUGAUAAGCUGUAGACCACACUAUCUACCAAGAGAGUUCUCUAUAUUAUUUGUAGCCGUCUAUUUACCACUACAGAACGAAGCUGGCACUAACACCGCUCUCAACUAAAUCUAUAAGGCCAUAAGCAAAGAAGAAAAUGCUCACCCAGAAGCGGCGCUCCAAGUGGGUGGGGACUUUAAUGCAGGCAAACUUAAAUCAGUUUUACCACAUUUUUACCUGUGCAACCAGAGGGAAAGAAAUCCUAGACCACCUUUACUCCACACACAGAGAUGCAUACAAAGCUCCCCCCGCCCCUCUAUUUGGCAAAUCUGACCAUAAUUAUAUCCUCCUGAUUCCUGCUUAGAAGCAAAAACGAAAGCAGGAAGUACCAGUGACUCGCCCAAUAUGGAAGUGGUCAGAUGACAUGGAUGGUACAUUACAGGACUGUUUUGCUAGCACAGACUGGAAUAUGUUCCGGUUUUUAUCCAAUGGCAUUGAGGAGUACACCACCUCAGUCAUUGGCUUCAUCAAUAAGUGCAUUGUCGACGUUGUCCCCACAGUUACCGUAUGUACAUAUCCCAACCAAAAGUCAUGGAUUACAGGCAACGUCCGCAUCGAGUUAAAGGCUAGCGCUGCCGCUUUCAACCAGCGGGAGACUAAUCCGGAUGUUUAUAAGAAAUCCCGCUAUGCCCUCCGACGAACCAUCAAACAAGCAAAGUGUCAAUACAGGUUUAAGAUUGAAUCGUACUACACUGGCUCUGACGCUCGUCGGAUGUUGCAGGGCUUGAAAACUAUUACAGACUACAAAGGGAAACCCAGACACGAGCUGCCCAGUGAAGCGAGUCUACCAGAUGAGCUAAAUGCCUUUUUAUACUAGCUUCGAGGCAAACAACACUGAAGCAUGCAUGAGAGCACCAGCUGUACUGGAUGACUGUGUGAUAACACUCUCGGUAGCCGAUGUGAACAAAACCUUUAAACAGGUCAAGAUUCACAAAGCCGCUGGGCCAGAUGGAUUACCAGGACGUGUACUCAAAGCAUGCGCGGACCAACUGUCAAGUAAGACACUUGACACUGACAUUUUCAACCUCUCCCUGACCAAGUCUGUAAUAGCAACAUGUUUCAAGCAGACCACCAUAGUUCCUGUGCCCAAGGAAGCGAAGGUAACCUGCCUAAAUGAUUACCGCCCGUAGCACUCAUGUCGGUAGCCAUGAAGUGCUUUGAAAGGCUGGUCAUGGCUCACAUCAACAGCAUCUGAUUUGUAUACCGCCCCAACAGAUCCACAGACGAUGCAAUCUCAAUCGCACUCCACACUGCCCUUUCCCACCUGGACAAAAGGAACACCGAUGUGAGAUUGCUGUUCAUUGACUACAGCUCAGCGUUCAACACUCAUAGUGCCCUCAAAGCUCAUCACUAAGCUAAGGACUCUGGGACUAAACACCUCCCUCUGCAACAGGAUCCUGGACUUCCUGACGGGCCGCCCCUAGGUGGUAAGGGUAGGCAACAACACGUCUGCAACGCUGAUCCUUAACACUGGGGCCCUUCAGGGAUGUGUACUUAGUCCCCUCCUGUACUCCCUGUUGACCCAUGACUGCGUGGCCAAACACGAUUCCAACACCAUCAUUAAGUUUUCAGACGACAACGAUGAGCCAGCCAAUAGGGAAGAGGUCAGAGAACUGGCAGUGUGGUGCCAGGACAACAUCCUCUUCCUCAAUGUGAGCAAGACAAAGUAGCUGAUCUUGGACUUCAGGAAAAGGCAUACCGAAUAGGCCCCCAUUAACAUGGGCUGUAGUGGAGCGGGUCGAGAGUUUCAAGUUCCUUCGCGUCCACAUCACCAAUGAACUAUCAUGGUCCAGACACAACAAAACAGUUGUGUAGAAGGCACGACAAAACCUUUUCCACCUCAGGAGACUGAAAAGAUUUGGCAUUGGUCCCCGAUCCUCAAAAGGUUCUACAGCUGCACCAUCGAGAGCAUCCUGACUGGUUGCAUCACCACCUGUUAUGGAAUCUGCUCGGCAUCUGACCGUUAGGCGCUACAGAGGGUAGUGCGUACGGUCCAGUACAUCACUGGAGCCAAACUUCCUGCCAACCAGGACCUAUAUUUUAUUUGAUUUCACCUUUAUUUAACCAGGUAAGCUAGUUGAGAACAAGUUCUCAUUUGCAACUGCGACCUGGCCAAGAUAAAGCAUAGCAGUUCCACACAUACAAAUAUAAUAGGCGGUGUCAGAGGAAAGUGCAUAAAAUUGUCAGAGACUCCAGUCACCAAGAUUAGACUGUUUUCACUGCUACCGCACGGCAAACCGUACCGGAGCGCCAAGUCUUGGACCAAAAGGCUCCUCAACAGCUUACCCCCAUGAUAUAAGACUGCCAAACAAUUAAUAAGCCCCCCCCCGGUACCCCCUGUAUAUAGCCUCAUUAUUCUUGUGUUACUAUUUUAUUUUUUACUUGAGUCUUUUGUAAAUAUUUCCUCGCCAUUUUCUUAACUCUUGAACUGCACUGUUGGUUAAGGGUUUGUAAGUAAGCAUUUCACGGUAAGGUCUACACUUGUAUUCGGCGCAUGUGACAUAUACAGUUUGAUUUGAUUCUAUGGCCAGUUGUCCUGUGAAACAGACCUGGACCGCUAUCUGGAGUCUCAACUCCCUGUGGCGCUUGUAUAACAGAGAUGCCCAUAGUCAUCAACACAAUGGGCUGGGUCAAAGGUCACGCCAUAUUCUUGGCAACCUGGGGAAAAAACAGCUACAUUUGUCCCAAGCUGCCAUGUUCAUGUUUCACCCAAUCCUCAAAAAGGAGGGAAACAAGCACACAUGUCAACAAAUAAAUAAUGCAUAGUAAUAAUGCGUAGUAAUUAAUACUUUUUUGUUGUUGAAUUCUUCAUACUGACCUGUUGACAUGUGUCUGCCUCUUCAGGUUUUGGCUUUCAGUUGCUGGUGGACAUCAUUUGCCUCUGCUCCGUCUCUCACGUGGUGCAGCUCAGUAGUGGGGAUAAAGUCAUGUGCCCCCAACUCACCCCUGAGGUCAUCACAUGGCUGGCAGACACACCCUCCUGCCCAGUCAGCCCUGGGGGAGGGCAACUCUGAAUCCCAUCCUCUCCAGUGGAGAUACUCUAUUCAGUAUUCACCCAGAGUUUGAAGGUGUGGGGCGCCCGGGCGAAAUGUGUCCUUUGGGGGUGUGGACAUGGCACGUGAUCUGUACACCUGUAGCUCCCUCAGUCCUCCGUCAGGUCAACGGUCUUCUGUUGUGUGCUGUCACACUGCCCAACAUCCUCCUCACAGGACAGACAAGAAUUGUGGGAGAGCCUCCCUACGUCACAAUAGACUACAACUUUGAGCUAACCGGGGCUGGGAAGAUUCACGUCUUCAAGGGGCUUGCAAGACCUGACCAGAUGAAUAACGCAAAGUGAUUGUUUUUGUGAGAAGAGACUAUGGUUUCACAGCAAGAAAUCUGAUUUUUUUUUACCUUCCUUGUUUACUGACUUUAAACACCAAGGCCAGAGUCUCUCUUUCCCUUGCUUUCUCUUAUCGCUCCUGUUUCAUCAGAAGUUGGAAAUAGGCCUAAAUAAAACAAUUUCAUGUC
Oncorhynchus nerka (sockeye salmon) is the source of this 5882-nucleotide messenger RNA. RefSeq names its product polynucleotide 5'-hydroxyl-kinase NOL9-like. The transcript has 6 exons. Bases 5332 to 5709 code for a protein of 125 amino acids. NCBI's taxonomy places the organism in Eukaryota, Metazoa, Chordata, Actinopteri, Salmoniformes, Salmonidae. The record is from RefSeq and is a predicted model, not a curated record.